GGGGAGAAAUUUGGCCCCUUUGCAGGGGAGAAGCGAAUGCCGCAGGACCUGGAUGACAACACAGACUGCAGGCUCAUGUGGGAAGUACGUGGGAGUAAAGGUGAGGUCCUUUAUAUCCUGGAUGCCAGCAAUCCACGCCAUUCGAAUUGGCUGCGUUUUGUCCAUGAGGCUCCGUCACAGGAACAGAAGAACCUGGCAGCCAUCCAGGAAGGGGAAAAUAUUUUCUAUCUGGCUGUGGAAGAUAUUGAAACAGACACAGAACUUCUGAUUGGGUACUUGGACAGUGACAUGGAAGAAGAGGAGGAGGAAGAAGAAGAAGUAACUGUUAUCCAGGAGGAUGAAGACAGUGGAAACAAUAAGGAAGUGCCACCAGCUGGUGAAAAAAUUGCAGAUCCCCUCACGUGUAAAGAUGACCACGCGUGCCCAAACUGUGAAUCGAGUUUUGCCAGCCAGGAGAUUCUAGCUGAACAUCUUCAGACUUUGCACCAAAAACCCAGUGAGGAAAAAGAAUUUAAGUGCCAAAACUGUGGAAAGAAAUUCCCUGUUAAACAAGCUCUACAAAGACAUGUACUUCAAUGCACAGAGAAUAUCAGCCCAGGAGACUCUUCGAGAAGUUUUCAGUGCUCUGUUUGCAAUACUUCCUUCAGCUCAGAAUCGAGUUAUGAACAGCACAAGGAGGCGUGCCGAGGGGAUGCCAGAUUCAUAUGCAAGGCAGAUAGCUGCGGGAAGAGGUUCAAGAGUAAGGAUGCCCUGAAGAAACACAAAGAAAAUGUUCACAGUGGAAAUUCUAGGAAGAAGCUGAUGUGUUCAGUGUGCAAUAAGAAAUGUUCCUCAGCAACAAAUCUCCAAGAGCAUCGAAAG
Molecule: messenger RNA, 861 nt
Organism: Apaloderma vittatum (bar-tailed trogon)
Lineage: Eukaryota; Metazoa; Chordata; Aves; Trogoniformes; Trogonidae
Gene: PRDM5
Product: PR domain containing 5
Exons: 7
Biological process (GO): negative regulation of DNA-templated transcription
Cellular component (GO): nucleus
Molecular function (GO): DNA-binding transcription factor activity; protein binding; RNA polymerase II transcription regulatory region sequence-specific DNA binding
Source: RefSeq, a predicted model, not a curated record